AGUCUUCCACACAACUCUCCGCAGUCUCGGAGAGUAGUGUGAUCUAACCUCAUCAUGGUUAAGUCCUACACUUUGGCUGGACUAGCGGCGAUUGCUUGUCUGCUGCUGGCAAUAGGAGCUGUGAUUUCUACAGUGUAUAUUUUAAACGAUAUUUCUGACUUUUACAGUGAAGCACAGGAAGAGUUGGUAGAAUUCAAGGAUAUCGCAAACAAUAUCUGGGAAGAAAUGGUUUUCGAAUUGACACCAGAGGAAAUGAGAGAAGCCGAAGACAACGAUCGUGAGAAGAGAUCCUAUGAGCCUGAAGGCCCUUAUCAAUCUGAAACCACAACACCUUCAACAACCACUUCAACUGCUGCCACAACUACCGAAGCUGCAGAAGAUGAAUCUGGUUACGAUUUUGUGAAUGAUAAUGGACCACCAUCUUCAAGACCUAGAAAACCAGAACCACCGACCAUGCCCAGAACUAUCCAAGGUUUCCGUGCACCUCCUCCAGCUGCGACAUCCACCUACAGACCACCACAUGGAUCAAACUAUGACAAUUACGGUAGAGAGCCGGCGUCUUCUAGAAGACCGUAUCCACCUCAACAGCCUCCCAGUACAUCAGCUCCGCACAGCAGUCCGAAUAACAGAACAUCAUUGUACAAUCCACAGCCACCUCCAAAAACUGGAUAUCCAACAAAUCCUCGUGUACCGUACAAUCCACCUCAGCCAAACUAUACUCGGCAACCAACGUAUCCUGAAGACAACCGCGCGCCAUAUAAGCCAACAAGAUCACCAAACACUCCACCACCUCGUCAACCUUCUGGCGGAUACGAUUCAGAUGGGCAGACUCCACCGUCAUCGCCUAGAAUUUACAAUACUCGUCGUCCGAACAAUCAUGGUCCAGGGUAUCCAGAGGAUCAAGUACCAACAGCGCCACCAGUUCCAGGACAACAAAGAGUUCCACCGACUCAAACUCGAAAUCCACCAAAUCCAACUAAUACCCGUCAACCAUCGAGACCAGUGCCUCCAACAUCAGAUGGACAUAUUGAGGCAACCACUCCGUAUAAUCCAUCUGCUCAAUAUCCCACAGGAAAAAGGGGUUCACACCCUGGAUUUGGACCUCAGAGACCUCGUCCAGGAACUAGACCAAGAGGCAAUCCAUGUGAUCAAUGUUCUGCUCAGCCGAAUCAUUGCCCAUCAGGACCUCCAGGACCUCGUGGUAGACCAGGGCCUCCAGGAUUCCCAGGACAAGAUGGGCCACGUGGGCUUCGAGGUCUCAAUGGUGGUUAUUCUGGUGUUCAACCAUCUUCUUAUGAUCCAGUAAUUGGCUGUGUACAGUGCCCAAUUGGACCACCUGGAGAACGCGGACCAGACGGUACACCAGGAGUGCCAGGAGAAGAUGGUAUUGAUGGCGAGCAAGGAGUGAACGGACAAGAUGGUCAACCAGGAGCACCAGGGGCACCUGGAUAUCAUGGAAUGAAUGGUUCUCCGGGAACACCUGGAAAGCCUGGACUACCUGGAAGAAACGGCCAAUCAUGCAAGUCAAUUCCAGGACCUCCAGGUCAGCCAGGAGUAAUGGGUGUACCAGGAAGAGACGGAGAUCCUGGAACUGAUGGUGAGCAUGGACAAGACGGAAGCCCAGGAAUUCAAGGCCCGCCAGGAAGAGACGGAACAUCAGGGCCAGAUGGCCAACCAGGAGUGUCUGCUCCGGGAGCACCAGGAACAGACGGCGGUUAUUGUCCAUGUCCAAAGCGAUCUUCGAAGUUUGAUUUUAAUGAUGCAUACAAUGAUGAUGAGAAGAGAGGCCUAGAGGAACAUAGACCAAGAGGAUACGAUUCAGAACGCGCCGAAGAGCCAAGACCAAGACAGACUGUUCGUACUAAUACCUAUGAUGAAAAUUCUGGAGCCGAACAUCAAAGAAGACCAAACUACGAACCUUCAGCAGAAGUUGCUCCACCACGACAGGAUCGUUAUGAAGACGAAGAGAGAGUUAGAGAACCACCACCAAAGAGACCGCCACCACCACACCGACAAACUCCACACGAGUUGUACCCAGAAGAGCAACCAUAUGUCAGAAGACCACCACCACCACAAAACAGAGGAAAUUAUGAAGUUGAAAGAUCAAGAGAAUAUGUGCCAGAAGCUCCAAGACCAAGGCAAGGUUAUGAACAUUCAUCUGGAUAUGGAGGUGAUGACAGGAAAGAGCAGCCAAAAUAUAUGGAAAGUCGACCAGUUGAUGAGCCAAGAUACGAAACUGAUGCUCCAUCAAGAAGUCGCCCGCUGAAGAAGGUUGAGAUCAUCAGACACCCAGAAAGAGGAUACGAUCGUCGUCAGCCAUCUUAUGAGGAUUCGAAGCCAAGACAAGAGGAGCCAAGACGAUAUGAAACGGAAGCUGAGCCACGCUAUGAAGAAGUUCCACGGAAAGAGACACAUCCUCCAGGAUUUGGAAGACCAAAAUCUGAGGAAAAUCCAAGGGAAACAGGAAGAACUUACUCAGAAGAAGCAAUGCCACCUGUGCAACAAACUGAGAAAUAUAAUGGAGAUAAAAGAAAGAAGAAUCAGCCAGAGUAUGAGGAUAUUUCAAAACCAGAAGAGGAUAAAGAAAGAGCAAUGGAAAAACACCACAAGAAGCCUAAUAAGUUCCAAGAAAAACAAUGGGAAGAGCAUAGAAAGAGCCAGGAACUCAGGAAUUCGAGAGAGCAUGGAGGACAAGUUCCAGUUGAAACUUCCGUACCAAUGCAACAAGUAAAACCUGAAUCCUCUGCAGAAGAAAAGCCAGUUCCACCUGUACAUGACAACUUCCAGUCAUCCGAGAAAAGAGCUUUUUCCAACGAAAACCCACUACCAUCAGAACAAAUUCCAUACAGAAGGAGAAAUCGCUUUUACAGGAACCACUAUUAUGAGAAGUUUCUAGUUUAAUAACUAAAAAAAACUUCUAGUCUAACUUAUUGUUGAUUUUUUAUUUAUUUUCACCCCUUCCCCCACUUGCCAUAAUAAUGAAAGAAUGUUAAUAAAUCGUACCUUUCAU
Molecule: messenger RNA, 3010 nt
Organism: Caenorhabditis elegans
Lineage: Eukaryota; Metazoa; Nematoda; Chromadorea; Rhabditida; Rhabditidae
Gene: bli-1
Product: Cuticle collagen bli-1
Exons: 5
Coding region: 55-2901 (948 amino acids)
Cellular component (GO): nucleus
Molecular function (GO): structural constituent of cuticle
Source: RefSeq, marked reviewed